Messenger RNA from Sitodiplosis mosellana (orange wheat blossom midge), 2327 nucleotides. Its product is annotated as protein regulator of cytokinesis 1-like. Gene Ontology annotation, biological process: mitotic spindle midzone assembly; microtubule cytoskeleton organization. Gene Ontology annotation, cellular component: mitotic spindle midzone; spindle; cytoplasm. The record is from RefSeq and is a predicted model, not a curated record. The transcript has 8 exons. Gene Ontology annotation, molecular function: microtubule binding. The coding region runs from base 276 to 2246 and encodes 656 amino acids. Lineage: Eukaryota; Metazoa; Arthropoda; Insecta; Diptera; Cecidomyiidae.
GUUUUCAACUGUUUGAAUUUUGUACCGCAUCAAAACGACCAUAUUCGUAUAGCAAACUUUGGUGGCAAACAUUGACAUAGACCUCUUGCUGGAAAAGAGAAUUGUUCUUUUAAAAUCAAUCCGUUUCUUUUUACAAUUUUUUGGCAUUAUUACUCACAAUUGAACGAUUUGUUCUUGUUGUGUUGUGUUCGAAUUAGUUGUUGUCCAUUACUUCAGUGUGCACUUGUUAAUUGUCUUGACAAAGAAAACCCGAUAAGCAGUGGAACGAAAUUGAAAUGGACAGUGAACAUAUAUCUCGUUUACGUGAAGAAAUGAAUGCAACGACGCAUGAUUUUCUCACUGAAUUUACGCCAAAACUUGACAAACUCUUCCACAAAGAGCUUAGCUCCGUUUAUUUGGAUCGAAUGAACGAACACUUGCAAACUUUUUACAAUGACGUACUGGCUGAACUGGAAAAUAAACAAGCUGACAUGACCACAAGAAUUGAUGAGCUACUCAAAGAGGCUCUGGAAUUGAAACGCAAGCUGAACGUCGAUUUUGAAUUUGACUUGGACCGUAGCGAUGAUAUGCCGUUAAUGGUGUACCAGGAAAAACUUGAUUCCGAUUUAAAUGAAAUGCGUGAAAAAUAUCGCCAAAAGAUGAAUCAGAUUGAUGAAUGUCUGAAGACGCAACAGCUGCUUUGUGAAGAGCUCAACGAAAGUCUUCGAGAAUUAUCUGUUGAUCCGUUGGCUGGCGAUGCGGAGAUUUAUGACUUCGAGAAAUAUUUGCUCGAUUUGAAAAGUGAACGGGCACGCCGUCUCAAUGAAAUCGAAUGUGUUCAACAUGAGAUUCAGGCGUUAUGCGAGGAAAUGGGCAUGGAAAUUGGCAAUCUAAAUCAAACAAUGCCUUUGCCCACAAAGGAAAACAUAGCAUAUUUGCAAAGUGAACGUGACCGUUAUCAGAAACAGAAGGACGAAAUCAAACACGAGUGUGAAAAACUAUUGGAGAAGCUAGAAAUGCUUUGGGAUUGUUUGCAAGCACCGAAAUCGGUUCGGUCAAAGUUUCGUUCCGUUGCUGCCCAGUUUAAAGUUUCAUCGGUGGCGGAAUUGAAUCAGGAGCUGAAGAUGUGCAAGAAGGUGAGGCAGGAGAAUAUCAAACUUUUUAUUGAUCAGUUGCGCAUCAAGUUGAUUGAACAGUGGGACAAAGUAUAUAAAUCGCAAGAGGAACGGGAUAAAUUUGAAUUUCUGCGCAGCGAAAUGUAUACUGAAGAUUUGCUUCAGCUGCAUGAAAUGGAACUUGAGGAAUGCACCAAGUUUUACAAUGAAAACAAAAACAUCUUUGAAUUGUUCAUCUCACGAAAUCAAUGGUGGGAAAAGAAGAAGGCAUUAGAAGCCAAACAAAAUGAACCGAAUCGCUACAACAAUCGCGGGGGACAACUGCUGAAAGAGGAAAAAGACCGUAAGCAAACGGAUAUCGAAAUCCCAAAAAUCGAGAGAAGAAUCAAAACAUUGGCCGAAGAGUUUCGUCGGCAGAAUAAUCGUGACUUCCCCAUAAAUGGUGUGUGUAUCAUACAAUUGAUGGAACAAGAUUGGGAGAUUUACAGAGACUCAAAGGAGUUGCUGAAGAGCGCAAGGAAAGCAACACCAUGUAAGGUGGCAAUUACGCCGAGAACUCCACACGGCCAUGUUACAUUGAAACGAAUGGCUUCAACGACCAAUUUGGGCAUGACAACUGGAAAUUUGGCAAAAAAGAAGAGAAAUUUGGAAGAAAACUUUGCUCCGCGCGUAAUAAAUCGAACAGCAUCUGUACAAAAGUUUACGGUGGCCACAGCCCCGUCAUAUUCAGUUCGAUCACAUACAAAAAGAAAUUUACUCAAUCAAUACAACGAUGAAAAUGUGUCUGGAUUUGCCAAGCCCAGUGGCAUGCAGCAAAAGCGAAUGAUGACCGUCAAUAAAAAACACGGGACGCUUGUUAACAUUUCUGCCAGCAAAAUACUGAAGAAAUACCGUCUCUCCAAUCGUCGUCAAUCGUCUCAUAAGGGGAUCGUUUCGGAUGAAUCACUCGUUAACUAUGAUGCAUUUGAGAAUAACAUCAAAACAUCCCAAGUUUCGAAUUCUUCAGUUGUUGGCGUGGGCAUGAAGGAGAAUUUUCCACAUUCUGAAGGACAUUCGAAGCCCGCAAAGAAUAACAACUAUCGUGCAAAGUCACCAUUGAAGCCGUCAAAUCUGGGAGUGUUGCAAACCCACAAUGUUAUUGAUUUAGUUUAAAAUAAGGCGUUCGACAAACAGUAUUUUCUUUACGGUAUUACAUAUGGACAAAUAAAACAUUCUUAUUCAAUUCAUUAUAAA